Patella vulgata (common limpet) is the source of this 5323-nucleotide messenger RNA. Its product is annotated as COUP transcription factor 2. Gene Ontology annotation, molecular function: RNA polymerase II cis-regulatory region sequence-specific DNA binding; zinc ion binding; nuclear receptor activity. The record is from RefSeq and is a predicted model, not a curated record. Bases 437 to 1690 code for a protein of 417 amino acids. Lineage: Eukaryota; Metazoa; Mollusca; Gastropoda; Patellidae. Gene Ontology annotation, biological process: regulation of transcription by RNA polymerase II; cell differentiation; anatomical structure development. The transcript is spliced from 3 exons.
CGCGUGGCGAGGGGCUUUGACCAGACGACAGCAGUUGUCACUCACCGCUACACUUCUUCAACCUUAGUGACUCCCAGCGCCAUAUAAGGAGGUGUAACCAUAGAAACUUAGCAGUUUGAAGGGAGAAGUCAGAGUUCAGUGAGCCUUAGUACUGUCAGACGGUAAAACACGCUCCAAAACAGUUUGAGCUGAUUCCUACGCGCACAACACUGCUUCGCACUGAUUGAGUAUAUAGAUUGAGAAGAGUGGGACACUAAAGACAGAGGGCUAAUGACAGUAGAACAGCAUCAUCUAGGAUUAAAAAAGAACGGAUGAAAGCUCGAGGACUUUGUGCUAUUUCAUAAUUUGAACUUGUUAUACGGGCCAGAUGACACUCGUGUAGAGAUAUAGAUACUGUGACUAAAAGUGUACCUUCCUCGUCGUUAUAUACACUACUAUGGCUAUGACUCCUACACAGCCUACAGUUACUCCUUGGAGAGACCCUAAUGAUGACUUAGGGGGUACGACACCAACAGCGGUGCAACCUCCACCGUUACCUCCACCUCUCCCACCGGCUGUCACACCUACGCAGACCCAGAUACCAACAGUAAAUACCCCUACCCCACAACAAAACGGAACGUCGCCGAACUCGGAGACAAAUAACAAUAACAAACAACACAUAGAAUGUGUCGUGUGUGGAGAUAAAAGUUCUGGAAAGCAUUACGGACAAUAUACAUGUGAAGGGUGUAAAAGUUUCUUUAAGAGAUCCGUGCGACGGAAUUUGACGUAUACAUGUAGAGGCAACCGAACCUGUCCAAUAGAUCAACAUCACAGGAAUCAGUGCCAGUACUGUCGUCUGAAGAAAUGUCUGAAGGCGGGGAUGAGACGGGAAGGUAGGUGGGAUACAGCUGUUCAAAGAGGACGGAUUCCACCAAGUCAGCACCCUUUUGCUGGACAGAUGGGCUUCCCAAAUGGCGAUCCUCUAAGUGGUCAUACCUAUCUAUCAAGCUUUAUAUCAAUGUUAUUAAGGGCUGAACCUUAUCCUACAUCAAGAUAUGGACAGUGUAUGCAGCCAAAUAAUAUCAUGGGUAUUGAGAAUAUAUGCGAAUUGGCCGCAAGGUUAUUAUUCAGCGCCGUAGAAUGGGCACGUAACGUCCCCUUCUUCCCGGACUUACAAGUAACCGAUCAAGUGGCACUUCUCCGACUCAGUUGGAGCGAACUUUUUGUUUUAAACGCUGCCCAGAGUGCAAUGCCCUUACAUGUUGCACCACUUUUGGCCGCAGCCGGACUCCACGCAUCGCCGAUGGCGGCGGACCGAGUGGUAGCCUUUAUGGACCAUAUACGCAUAUUUCAAGAACAAGUAGAGAAACUUAAGCAGCUUCAUGUUGAUACCGCUGAAUACAGUUGUUUAAAGGCAAUAGUUCUGUUCAGUUCAGAUGCCUGUGGUCUAUCAGACAAUAACCAUGUUGAAAGUAUUCAAGAGAAAUCUCAGUGUGCUCUGGAGGAAUAUGUACGGAGCCAAUAUCCUAACCAACCAACACGAUUUGGUAAACUGCUGCUACGACUUCCAUCUCUACGGACCGUCAGCGCCCAAGUUAUAGAACAACUGUUUUUCGUGCGACUGGUUGGUAAAACGCCCAUAGAGACUCUAAUUCGUGACAUGCUUUUGAGUGGUGGAUCUUUCAACUGGCCCUACAUGACUAUCCAAUGAAGCCAGGCUGAUGUCUCUGGAUAUUCCAGGAACUGGAACCAUUUUCCAGUCGGGGCCUAUUAUUGAUUUACAUUAUACGAUAAGCCCAAAAAAGGAAUUAUUUUCCGAGAUAGUAGAAAAGCUACUCAGUGUGGCCAACCCGUUGGCUGUCUUCAGUUCCCUUUAAAAGGUUUUGGUCAAGGUGAAGGCCAUCGUAUUAUAUAGACUCUUAUUACAUUCGAAAAGACAUUGAAAGAAGUGUAAAAUAUAUAAAUAUAUAUAAAUAUAUAUAUACCAAUAAAUAAUAAGGGCAGCUGUAAGAAUUAACAAUAGUGUUUGUAUAAUCGCCCUUUUAUCUCUAGUGUAUUAUUAUUAUUAUCUUAUUAUUAUUAUUAUUAUAUGAAUUAACUCGACAUACACCUGAACUGUAGAAACCAAGUUUCACAGAGAUUCAGGUACGGUAGCAUUUUAUGUGUCGUAUUUGACCCAUGGUUCUAAACCUAUUAAAGUAAGUAAGACCUGGUUAGCAGUUCUUGUACCGCGUCAAAUGACAUUAUCAUUAUCAUCAUACCCACCAUAAGACUAGAUCUUGUGGAACUGAUACAUCGUCAGAAUCUGUGCACUGAAAUCAAUGACGUCAUAAUUCACAUUUUUAGUUUACUACCAUUAAGUCAUAAUUUAUCGCAUAUAUACCAAGUAAGCUUUUAGUCGCCUAUAUUUUAACUUUUAUCACUUUAAAUCAUAAUUCAUCAUAUUUUUGAUAGUGAUUACAAUUUCUGAUUUAUCCUCUAAAUAAAAAAAAGAGCAUAAUCAUAGAAAUGGUCUCAAACCACUUAUUCUAAUAACUUCUGAUCUAAUAAUCCGUGAAAAUGCUCGAAGCAUAAUUUUCGUUUUCUUAUUGCAUAAUAAUGUCAUCUUGUCAAGAACAGAUUUUAUGUUGUAGUGAAAACCAUGAUUGUCAAAAUCUAAAAUUCACCCAUAGCUCUUCGUUUAAUAUUUUUUGUUAUUAUUUUAUGUAAUUUAAUCAAUUUCAUGUAACAUUUUUCUCAUUUUGAUAUCUUUAUUGCUGGGUUUUGAUUUAUUUAAUAAAUUUCCCCAAAUAUUCCUUUCAGAUAGAAACAACAUGUGUUAUAGUAGGUGUCACAUCAUACAUUAACACAUAAAUCUUUAAUAGCGAAUAUAAUAACCAGGUUAUAAUAAUUAUAAUAAGAAAGGUCUCACAGUCUGUCGAUGUAUCACUUUCAUUUGAAAUUUAUCAAGGAAUUCCUUAUUCCUAUCACCCCCCCCCCCCAUUGUUGGUGACUGUAGACUAUGUACCAUGUAGUUUUCAAGUGACUGUGUGUAUAUUUUAGUGUGUUUGUGUAUUGUGUAUCCGAAUGUUAGUGUCGUUGGUUUCAUUGUCAUGCCAACUGGUUCAAAACCAUCUUCAUCAUUUAUCUCUAAAAUCAUACAUUAUUAAUAAUAUUUCACGUUCCUUAUGAUAGUAUCAUCAUGUCAGAUCUUUGAAUUCACAGGAAACCAACUUUAAAUGGUUUUUUUUUGUUUAUUUAUUUAUAUUGUUUUCUAUUUAGUGCUAAUUGUGGUGUCGUAUUUCAGGAUUUCUGAAUACUUCAUUGGUGCAUUGUUUAUAAGUAAUAAUUUUAGAACAAUUUAAUAAAAAAAACCAUGGGGCUUUUCUUACAUUUUUGUUUAAUUUUCGCCUGAAGUGCUUGAGUUAAAUUUUUUUAUAUUAAUUUUCGAUUAAUUUCCCAAAGGCUUCUUCGUCUCACUACAAAAUUUCCCAUCAUGACAUCUAAGCCUGUGAAUUUGAAUUUCUUCGUAUAGGUAUAGUGCUAAGCUAAGAUUUUUUUUGAUAAUUGUGUACAUGAUGUGUGUUAAGCAUGAUGAAGUGAGUGCAUGUGAUAGAAUAAUAUUAAAUGAUGUCACCCUAUACUCCAUUAUUACUGCUUUUGCCAAAACAGGUCUGUGUUUAUCCAGCAGACUUUAAUAUAUAAACGUAUAUUUAAUACUAAACGUGUAUGAUAUUCAAAACGGUGGUUAUUUAUGCCCGAAUGGUGAACAUUACAUUACGUUAAGCUUGAGUUACUGUAUUCUUCAAAAGAUAGCCUGGAUAGUUUAUAAUCUAAUUAACAGUGAUUCAGACAUUUUUACAGUAAAAUAAAGUUUAAAUCUAAUUUCGAUUAAAACCGAACACAAUUUUAAGAAUUUGACAUUUAGAUUCAAUUAUUUAUAGAAAAUGCAAAUAAUGUAUUCAACUUUGUAAUGAAAUUAAUUCUUCGGGUACCAGUGCCUCUGUCACAUUACGAUGAUCUAAAUAGAAUCUAUUAUACCAUCUUGACUCUUUUUUUAUUAUAGGGCAAAAAACAUGUUGCAUGUUUUGAUUAAUUUUUCAAAUACAAAGGGCAUAAACUCUGUCAUCAUUGAAUAUUAAAUAAACCUUAUUAUAUUCUAUAUAUAAACAUCCAGGCUUUAUCUUCUAAUGGCCAAAGAUAUAAAUAUAAAUACAUGUAUAUUAUAAAUAGUUUGGUUAAUACGUAAUCUGUAUGUGUGUAUUCACGAGAUAGAAUUUUUCUCCAUUAUAAUUGUUGUGUUAAAAGAUUUUUUUUUUGUUUUGUUUAUUAUUGAAGUAUUGAAAUUGUGUUGUCAAUUUUUUUUAUAAAAAAAAUUAGAAUUGUGUCCAAGACACCCUUUGUUUAUAAAACAAACGCUCUGUUUGGCUUUAAUUUAAUUAAAUCCAUUAGAAGAUAGCUCUUCAGUCUUUAGCUUUAUAUUUCUUUUGUAGUUUAUUUAAUAAAUUUCCAGAAAUUCUAAUGUCAUCCUUGAAACGUAAUGAUUCUCACUUAAAAUUUAUUUUGUGGGUUGUGAUUGAUAAUUUUGCAAUAUUCAGAGAAUAAAUCAAACUUUUACUCCACAAUUUAAAAAAGGGAAGAAAACAAAGAAUUUAUCUUAACAAAAGUUCAAUAUUUUCUCCUUUAUACACCCACCCUCCCCCCACUCAAUUUUUAAAAUAUAAAUACAAAAAUGAAGAUAGUGGUCAAAUUUUGGUGCCUAAAAUAGCAAUGGCUUAAAUAGCUUCUAUUCUAAACAGAUACUCCCUUCUUAACUAGUCUCAAUAUGAACCGGUGAAUCAUAUUCAGCAUUCCACACGAGGUAACUAUUUCAGACAAUUCGAAUAUUUAAACAUAAUCCCAAAAAUUCAAAUAUUUCUAAGGGUGAACCCAAAUCUUAUUCUUUCAUUAGAAUUUGUGAAAUACCAAAGGCGCCAAUAUCAAUAAAAUAGUGAUAUCCAUUCAUGAUUAAUUUUAAUAACUAAUUAGAUUAUAUUAUAAUAAAAGAAAAUGAUUGUAAGAUUUAUGUUAAAUUAAGAAGUUUAGUUUCUAGUCAACGAAAUAUACCGAAGAAGAGACCGAAAACUUCCGUAAUAUGGCGAUUAUGGUGGUGACGUCACAUCGAUGUAGUUGUUGAAUAUUAUAAAUAUAUGAAUUGUCUAUACUCUUACCUACUUUUACUGUACAACUGUUUUCAUGUGUUAGACGUAACAUGCUCAAAUAUUAUAUAUUUCCUUUCCUUUUUUAGAGCUGUGUAAUUUGAUUAUGACUAUCAAUAGAAUUAUUAAUAAUGUGACAAAUUGUCAAUAAAUUUUUAAAAAGUUCA